AUGCGUUUUAAUCCAUCUACCCAACCCCGUGCUUCUCAUAUUCCUAGAGUAGAAAACAUCCGUUUAUCGCAAAAAUCAUCGCAAAAUACAGCGUAUCGAUACAAUCCUCCACCAUUAAUGUCGAUCGAUCCUGCAUAUAUACCUCCUCUUUUUGUUCAACAACAAAUACGAAAACAAUUUGAAGAAAGUCAAAAACAGAAACGUGAACGCCAACGAGCAGUUCAACCAACCCUCACACCUCAAGCAACCAAAUCGACCAAUGCAGUCACAACGGUCAACUCGAAACCGCAGUCUAAACCUUUGCCAUUACCAACAACAACUGCUGAUCUGAUUCCAGUUCCAACCGUAGCAGUAUUAUCAGACUCCAUGGCGUCUCGAAUACGACAAAACGAGCUACAAUCACCACAUGCUACAAUUAAAUUGUACUCACAAUCGGGAGCGACCAUCGACAAAUUAAUCGAAUAUGUGUAUUCAAACGAUGGUACACACUUCCUAUCUGAUAUAAGACAAGUAUUACUUAUUGUCGGUACGAACGACCUAUCAGAUAAAUAUCCUGAUGACAUGAUUAAAUCGAUAACAAUGAUGUAUAAUAAUAUCCGAUAUCGUUUUCCUCAGAUACAGAAAGUUUUUAUUCAUAAAGUCUUUCCGCGAAAAAAACCCACCAAAUUAUUCCCCUCACUCUAUGCCGUUAACGCACAAAUUGACCGUUAUAACGAACUACUCGAUGAACUAUCGACAACAAUACCGAUUAUUGUCGUAAAAACUGAUAUAUUGGAAAACGAUUUAUUCGAUAAACUACAUCUUAUCGAUCCAGCAGGUAAAAACAAAUUACUGUCAACAAUCAAAACUGUUUUUGCACCCUCUUUUCAAGCUUGUAACCUUCCUUCUGCUUCUGGCCUUAACCCUCUCUCUUCAAACAUGUUAGCUCCAUCCGUUGCCGAAGCAACGGAGCAGGACCAACCAGAUCGUUAUGUUAAAAAUACAGUGAACAAAAACGCAUGGUUCUAG
Molecule: messenger RNA, 1008 nt
Organism: Didymodactylos carnosus
Lineage: Eukaryota; Metazoa; Rotifera; Eurotatoria; Philodinida; Philodinidae
Source: the annotation of a GenBank genome assembly